This is a messenger RNA of Brassica oleracea var. oleracea, 991 nucleotides long. Its product is annotated as homeobox-leucine zipper protein ATHB-21. Gene Ontology annotation, cellular component: nucleus. The record is from RefSeq and is a predicted model, not a curated record. The coding region runs from base 70 to 741 and encodes 223 amino acids. NCBI's taxonomy places the organism in Eukaryota, Viridiplantae, Streptophyta, Magnoliopsida, Brassicales, Brassicaceae. Gene Ontology annotation, biological process: positive regulation of DNA-templated transcription. The transcript has 3 exons. Gene Ontology annotation, molecular function: DNA-binding transcription factor activity, RNA polymerase II-specific; sequence-specific DNA binding.
UGCAGAAAAAGUGAGACAAAAAAAAACUUCAACUAAGAAGAAGAUCUAGAGAGGGAGAGACCAAGAAACAUGAAUAACCAGAAUGUACAUGAUCAUAAUCUUCUAUUCAUUUCUCAGAUGUACCCUAGUGUCUAUACUUCAUCAAUACCACAACAAGCAGGAGAAUCGAAACCAGCUCGGCCGAGGAGGAGGAGGAAGAGCAAGAGUGUUGCGGUGGCGGAGGUAGGUGGAGAAGGAGGCAAUGGGUGGUUUAGGAAGAGGAAACUGAGUGAUGAGCAAGUAAGAAUGCUGGAGAUGAGUUUUGGAGAUGAACAUAAGCUUGAGUCAGAGAGGAAAGAUCGUCUUGCUAAGGAGUUAGGGCUUGAUCCUCGCCAAGUAGCCGUCUGGUUCCAGAACCGCCGUGCACGGUGGAAGAACAAGAGGCUUGAAGAUGAAUACACUAGACUUAAGAAUGCACACGAAAACGUCAUCGUUGAGAAGUGUCGUCUUGAUUCUGAGGUUCUUCACCUAAAGGAGCAGCUUCAUGACGCUGAACGAGAGAUCCAACGGUUGGCACAAAGAGUCGAAGGAGCCUUAAGCAACAGUCCGAUCUCAUCUUCUGUCUCUGUCGAAGCCAAUCAGACUAUGCCGUUUUUCGGAGACUACGAAGUCGAAGUUGGAGACGACGGUGGCGGUUAUGAGAACUUGUUCUACUCGCCAGAAUACAUUGAUGGAUUUGAAUGGAUGAGCCCAUUCAUGUGAAAACGACUAGCUUAAAUAUUAAUUUAAUUAGUAUAGUGAUAACUAGGCUAUUUAUAUGAUUGGUCGAUUAUCUAUAAUGAAGCAGAAUGUAGAUUAAAGCUAUAGAUCUAAUUCGGUUGUCUAAUGUUGUGGAUAUCUUUCUCUAAGCAUUAAUUGAUUAACUAGGUAAUUUAUUUGACUUGAAGGUCAAGUUUGCACAAAACAAUGUAUUAUUAUUUGUCAAUUAUAAGUAAAUUGCAAUUUCUCUUUA